Habropoda laboriosa is the source of this 1535-nucleotide messenger RNA. It is a transcript of the gene Diap1, whose product is annotated as baculoviral IAP repeat-containing protein 3. Gene Ontology annotation, cellular component: cytoplasm; nucleus. The coding region runs from base 77 to 1282 and encodes 401 amino acids. Gene Ontology annotation, biological process: positive regulation of protein ubiquitination; regulation of cell cycle; negative regulation of apoptotic process. The transcript has 3 exons. NCBI's taxonomy places the organism in Eukaryota, Metazoa, Arthropoda, Insecta, Hymenoptera, Apidae. The record is from RefSeq and is a predicted model, not a curated record. Gene Ontology annotation, molecular function: cysteine-type endopeptidase inhibitor activity involved in apoptotic process; ubiquitin protein ligase activity.
CGAACUCGUAACCAGUUCAGGCGUUUCUCGUUUGUGAUCUUUUCAGAUUUAAAGAUUGAAAAAUAACUCAAAUAAGAUGACUGAUAUUAUCAAGCACAGAGAGUUAACAAGUGAUUCAAAUUUUAAAACUUCGACAAAUUCACCGUUAAUAUCACGAAUUUCUGUAACAUCUCAUGUAUCAAGGGAUGAAGUGGAUAAUGUUGAUUAUCACUUUGAAGCAACUAGACUCCAAAGUUUUCAAAACUGGCCUAUAUCAUAUGUGGAACCUGCGAAACUUGCAGCUGCAGGAUUUUACUACACAGGUGAAGGUGAUAAAGUAAGAUGUUUUGAAUGUCAAAUAGAGAUAUGUCAGUGGGAAGAAGGUGAUGUUCCAAUGAUUGACCAUCAACGUUGGUCGGCAAGGUGUAGAUUUAUUCGAAUGAUGAACUGUGGUAAUGUACCAAUUGGAGUAGAUCCUAAUACAGUUUUACCACCAAGACCAAGAGGGGUAGAUGUAUGUAGUCCAUAUGGCAUAGAGUACCGAUCUACAUCUGGUCCUGAUAACCAGAAUUUUUCAACAGAAUUACAAUUACCAAGCACUGCUAAACUUAGUUGUUUAGGCCUGGGAAGGCCUAAAGGGCCAGUACAUCCUGAAUAUGCUAGCUAUGAUGCUAGACUGCAUACAUUUGAAACAUGGCCAAAGUCUAUGCCACAUACAAAAGAACAGUUGGCAGAUGCAGGUUUCUAUUAUACUGGAAAAGGUGAUCAAACUUUGUGUUAUCAUUGUGGAGGUGGUUUGAAAGAUUGGGAACCAGAAGAUGAUCCUUGGGAGCAACAUGCAAAAUGGUUUUCUAAGUGUUAUUAUCUACUAAUGGUUCAAGGUCUAGAUUAUGUAAAUAAAAUAACAGGCCAGCAUAUAUCCCCACCUUCUAAAGAAGAAACAAUGCAGAUGAAUUUACCCAGUUUUAUUAAGAAGGUACAACCUACAAGUAUAGAAGCAGAUAAAAUGGAAGAAGCAAGAAGCAAACCUGGAUCAAGUUCUCAAGAUAGUGGGAUAGAGAGUAUUGGAAAUAAUACAGAAUCUGUAAAUGGAAGUGCAGAAGAUUUAUCAAAUACAAAGGCACAGAGUAAUAAACCUACAGAUGAUGCAAGGAUGUGUAAAAUUUGUUACAAUGGAGAAUUAGGAGUGGUAUUUUUACCAUGUGGACAUAUAGUUGCUUGCGUUAAAUGUGCUCCUGGCAUGACAUCUUGUGCAGUAUGCAGAGAACCUGUUACGAUGACCGUACGAGCUUUCUUAUCAUAGUAUUCCAUAGCUUGUGAUAUUUAGUUUUCCGUAUGUUUUCUGUUAUGGUGUUCUGCACACGAUCAUCCAUGACUGGUAGCGAUAAUGUAUCGCGAACUGCACUAAAUGACAUGACUCAUGUAGCAUACCAGUCUGCGGGUACAAGCUAUAAAAAUUCUGUUGUAGGUUUUAAAAAUUUUGUGUGAUAUUCAUAUUACAAGUACAUGAAGAAAGAAAAUAAGGUUUAUGCUAAUACAAGUCAUAGUAAUCAGUA